Molecule: messenger RNA, 10958 nt
Organism: Dromiciops gliroides (monito del monte)
Lineage: Eukaryota; Metazoa; Chordata; Mammalia; Microbiotheria; Microbiotheriidae
Gene: CNTNAP2
Product: contactin associated protein 2
Exons: 24
Coding region: 562-4539 (1325 amino acids)
Source: RefSeq, a predicted model, not a curated record
ACGUAGCUAGAACCUACAUAUAUCACAUAUAUAUGCAUGACUAUAUAGAUCUCUGAGCUGAGGGGUUAUUUGAAACCUUUUUUGCCGCGCUGCUCAGUGGAGAGAGAAGCGCUCUCCUGCAGUGGGUAGGAGCAGCAGAGGCAGCGGCACCACUAUCCCGUUCCCUUCUUUCUCCCCUCUUCUUUUGCAUCCUCUUUUCUUCGCAUCCACUUCCUUCUGUGGUUUUUGGAGGAGGGAGGAGGGUGUUUGUUGGGUUCCCCCAACCCCCCUCUUUCGUUUGGCAAAUCCCUUUCAUGACAUUACACCGGCUUGUUGCUAAAGAGGGCAAAUACCCAUCACUGAGCGAGAGAGGGACUCACUCUAGCUGCUCGGAGCCCGAGAGGACUAGAGACUGGAGGAGAACGGGGAAACGAAAGAGGUGGCUUGGAAUCUUCCUUUAAUCUGGGAGCAACGCACCUUUCUACAAGAAACAAGAUAGACAGAAAGCGGAGAAGUGGAGGGACCUUUGUCAAGGCUAUUCUGCAGUAAGCUCUAGUAGUAGAAGGAGCCAGGAGGGGAAGGAUGGGUUUAUGGUCCUCCCGAACCGGCUGGCGGGGCAGCUCUUUCCUUUGGAUUUUGAGCAGCAUCAGCUGCAGAGCCUGGGCAGCUUCUUCUACUUCCCAAAAAUGUGAUGAGCAACUUGUCUCUGCAUUGCCCCAUCUUGUCUUCAGCUGUUCAUCUUCCAUGUCCAACAGCUAUUCUCCAGGCUAUGCCAAGCUCAAUAAAAGAGGCGGAGCUGGGGGAUGGUCUCCAUCAGACAGUGAUCAUUACCAAUGGCUGCAAGUUGAUUUUGGCAAUAGGAAGCAGAUCAGUGCCAUUGCUACCCAAGGCAGAUAUAGCAGCUCUGACUGGGUGACCCAGUACCGAAUGCUCUACAGUGAUACAGGAAGAAACUGGAAACCAUACCAUCAAGAUGGGAAUAUCUGGGCUUUUCCAGGAAAUAUAAACUCUGAUGGUGUAGUCCGCCACGAUUUGCAGCAUCCAGUCAUUGCCCGAUAUGUGCGCAUAGUGCCCUUAGACUGGAAUGAAGAAGGUCGGAUUGGACUGAGAAUUGAAGUCUAUGGCUGUUCUUAUUGGGCGGAUGUUAUCAAUUUUGAUGGCCAUGUUGUGUUACCGUACAGAUUCAAGAAUAAGAAGAUGAAAACUCUGAAAGAUGUCAUUGCUUUGAAAUUUAAAACCUCUGAAAGUGAAGGGGUAAUCUUCCAUGGAGAAGGGCAGCAAGGAGAUUAUAUUACCUUGGAAUUGAAAAAAGCCAAACUGGUUCUCAACUUAAACCUAGGGAGCAACCAAUUUGGUUCCAUAUAUGGCCAUACAUCUGUGAUGACAGGAAGUUUGCUAGAUGAUCACCACUGGCAUUCUGUUAUCAUUGAACGCCAUGGACGGAACAUCAACCUGACUCUGGAUAGGCAUUUGCAACAUUUUCGGACGAAUGGAGAAUUUGAUUAUCUGGACUUGGAUUAUGAGAUAACCUUUGGAGGUCUGCCUUUUUCUGGGAAGCCAAGUUCCAACAGUAGAAAGAAUUUCAAAGGAUGCAUGGAAAGCAUUAAUUACAAUGGAAAUAAUAUCACUGAUCUUGCCAAGAGGAAGAAGUUAGAGCCUUCCAAUGUGGGGAAUUUAAGUUUUUCUUGUGUGGAGCCACAUACAGUUCCUGUGUUCUUCAAUGCCACAAGUUACCUGGAGGUACUGGGUCGCCCCAACCAGGACCUAUUUUCAGUCAGUUUUCAGUUCAGGACAUGGAAUCCCAGUGGCCUUCUGCUCUUCAGCAACUUUGCAGAUGGUUUAGGGAAUGUGGAGAUUGACCUCACCGAGAGCAAAGUUGGUGUCCGUAUCAACAUCACGUUAAACAAAAAGAAUCAAAUUGACAUUUCCUCAGGUUCUGGGCUAAAUGAUGGACAAUGGCAUGAAGUUCGUUUUCUAGCCAAGGAAAAUUUUGCUGUUCUCACCAUUGAUGGAGAUGAAGCAUCAGCAGUACGAACAAAUAGUCCUCUUCAAGUUAAAACUGGGGAGAAGUAUUUCUUUGGAGGUUUUCUUACACAGAUGAAUACCUCAGAUCACUCUGUACUUCAGGCAUCAUUCCAAGGGUGUAUGCAGCUCAUCCAAGUGGAUGAUCAGCUGGUCAAUUUACAUGAAAUAGAACAAAGAAAGCCGGGUAGCUUUGCUAAUGUCAGUAUUGACAUGUGUGCCAUUAUAGACAGAUGUGUGCCCAAUCACUGUGAGCAUGGUGGUAAAUGCUCCCAAACCUGGGACAGCUUCAAGUGCACUUGUGAUGGGACAGGAUACAGCGGGGCCACCUGCCAUAACUCUAUCUAUGAACUCUCCUGUGAAGCUUAUAAACACCUAGGGAAAACUUCAAAUUUUUACUGGAUUGAUCCUGAUGGCAGUGGGGCUCUGGGACCUCUGAAAGUUUACUGCAACAUGACGGAAGACAAAGUGUGGUCAACUGUAAAUCAUGACUUGCAGAAGCAGACUCCGGUGGUUGGCUACGGCCCAGAAAAAUACUCAGUGUUACAGCUCAAUUACAGUGCCUCCAUGGAUCAGAUCACGGCCAUCACCAGCAGUGCAGAGUAUUGUGAGCAGUUUGUCUCCUAUUCUUGCAAGAUGUCAAGGUUGUUGAACACCCCAGAUGGAAGCCCUUACACAUGGUGGGUUGGAAAAGCCAAUGAAAAGCAUUACUACUGGGGUGGUUCUGGACCCGGAAUCCAAAAAUGUGCCUGUGGCAUUGAACGUAACUGUACAGAUUCAAGAUACUACUGUAACUGUGAUGCUGACCAUAAGCAGUGGAGAAAGGAUGUUGGCUUGUUAUCCUACAAAGAUCAUUUGCCUGUGAGCCAGGUGGUAGUUGGUGACAUCGACCGACCUGGAUCUGAAGCCAAACUGACCGUGGGCCCGGUCCGCUGCCAAGGAGACCGGAACUACUGGAAUGCUGCCUCAUUCAUUACACCAUCCUCCUACCUUUACUUCUCCACUUUCCAAGGGGAAACAAGUGCUGACAUCUCUUUCUACUUUAAAACUUCAGCAGCUGAUGGAGUGUUUCUGGAAAAUCUGGGGAAUACAGAUUUCAUCAAACUUGAGCUGAAAUCUGCCACUGAAGUGUCCUUCUCCUUUGAUGUUGGAAAUGGGCCAGUGGAGAUUGUCGUUAGGUCUCCCUCUCCACUCAAUGAUGACCAGUGGCACCGAGUCAUUGCUGAGAGAAAUGUCAAGCAGGCGAGUCUACAGGUGGACCAGUUGCCACAACAGGUGCGGAAGGCACCGACAGAAGGUCACACACGCCUAGAGCUUUACAGUCAGCUCUAUGUGGGUGCUGCCGGAGGCCAGAGGGGGUUUCUGGGUUGUAUUCGAUCCCUCAGGAUGAAUGGGGUAACUCUUGAUUUGGAAGAAAGAGCAAAGGUCACUCUAGGAGUAAAGCCCGGGUGCUCAGGCCAUUGCACCAGCUAUGGAAUGUACUGUGAAAAUGGAGGCAAAUGUGUGGAGAAGUACAACGGUUAUUCCUGUGAUUGCUCCAGGACUGCCUAUGACGGACCAUUUUGCAUAAAAGAUGUUGGAGCUUUCUUUGAAGAGGGAAUGUGGCUACGGUAUAACUUCCAAGCACCAGGGGCCAAGGAUGCCACCAGCCGAAGUGGGAACGCUCCUGACUUGCAGAACGGGACACCCGACCUGGCCAAGGAAGAGCUCAGUUUUAGCUUCAGCACAACUAAGGCCCCCUGCAUCCUCCUGUAUGUCAGCUCUCACACCACAGACUUCCUGGCAGUUCUGGUUAAACCAUCUGGAAACUUACAGAUUCGGUACAACCUGGGAGGCACCAGAGAGCCAUAUAAUAUUGAUGUAGACCACCGAAACAUGGCAAAUGGACAGCCUCACAGUGUUAACAUCACCCGUAAUGAAAAGGACAUAAUUCUCCAGCUUGAUCAUUACUCUUCAGUGAGCUACAGUCUGCCAAGUUCAUCUGACACGCUGUUCAAUUCUCCUAAGUCUCUCUUUCUAGGAAAAGUGAUAGAAACAGGGAAGAUCGAUCAAGAAAUACACAAGUACAACACACCAGGAUUCACUGGGUGUCUCUCCAGAGUACAAUUCAACCAAAUCGCUCCUCUCAAGGCAGCCUUGAGGCCAACAAACGCCUCUUCUCAAGUCCAUAUUCAAGGGGAGUUGGUGGAGUCCAACUGUGGUGCUUCCCCACUGACCAUCCCACCCAUGUCUGCUGCCACUGAUCCUUGGCACUUAGAUUCAGCCAGUGCUGACUUUCCAUACAAUGCAGGACAAGCUAUAAGGGAUGGAGUCAACAGAAAUUCAGCAAUUAUUGGAGGGGUCAUUGCCGUGGUGAUCUUCACCAUCCUCUGCACCUUAGUGUUCCUUAUUCGCUACAUGUUCCGUCACAAGGGCACCUACCACACCAAUGAAGCCAAGGGAGCAGAGUCUGCUGAGAGCGCCGAUGCCGCCAUCAUGAACCACGACCCGAACUUCACGGAAACCAUUGAUGAGAGCAAAAAAGAGUGGCUUAUCUGAGAGAGAGAGCUAGGGCGUGGCAAUGGGGUGGGGGGGAUGGGAGAGGGAAGGAAAGUGGGGGUAAGCAGGGAAGAGGGCACAAGGGGAACCUCAAAGAAGGGGGAAAGCACUCUGCUUUGGACUCUUGAGCACAUCUUUAAAAGAUCAGCACAACUCGGGGAAGCAAAGGACAGACAAAAAUCCUUGGGACUGGAAAACAAAAAGGUGUUUAGAAAUGAGAACUUUUUAAUAUCCAUUCACAGCUCUGUCUCUCCUUCUGUAUCCAAACAAAACAACGAGAAGAAAAUGCUUUUAGAGUUUCCACAUUGGUUACAAUCUGUCAGUAAUACCUGUCUUUUUGUGUGUGUGUUUAGAGGUGUUCUAAAUACCUGUGGCAACAGGGCCCAUUUUCUACAUUUUUAGGAGCCCUUAGAAUUUGGAUAUUUCUGUCUUGAGAACAACCGAUAAAUAUAUACAUAUAUGGCCUCCAAUGAUUCUUUUUUCAUAGAGUCCAUUCUUAAUGGGUUAUUGUUGUAUCUAGCUAGAUCUUGUUUACAUCACAUUUCAUUUGGCGGUCUUGUAAAUUGGGAGUUGGGAGAAGAAAGGGGCAUAGGGAAAUGACUCACUUUUUGCCAAGGUCCACAGGGCCAUCGACCUGUGCCCACACUCCGAGGGCUCUCAUGUGAAACAGGCUGUUGAAGGACAAGACUGUAUAAUACUUAGCAGUGAUGUAAAACCAUGUCAUCAUCGUUACCACUGUUGGGGGGAGGGGAGUUUUCUGAACUAUGAAAAGUUAUUUGGAUUUUUUUUCAUUAAGCUCUGAGAAAUAAUAUUGUUCUAAGUACAUAGUCUUAGCUCUAUUCUGUUUCUCUCUCUCUCUCUCUCUCUCUCUCUCUCUCUCUCUCUCUCUCUCUCUCUCUCUCUCUCUCUCUCUCUCUGGCUAUGAUGUCACUUAUGAAUUUCUCUUCCACUCUUCCUGUGAUACAUUGGCAUAUUCUGUGUGUAGGCAUAAGCAUCACAGUAGGGAAUUAGAGCCAGAUGCCGUGGUUUGUUUGCUUCUUCUAUUUCUUUUAUAGACAGUAGUAAAAGUAGCAACCCUGUUAUGUUGCAUAGUGAAUGCAUAGAGUAGGUCACUGUCCUUAAGACACCCUUCUUUUGAGGUCUCCAGUUUCACUCUCCUUGUAACUUUACACCUGCCCAGCUGGGUGUGCCCUUCCAAUACUCAUCCUACUAGAUCCUGGUUCCUUUUUGCUAUGAUAGUGAGCCAAUCAUUGAAGUGAAUUUAAGCACAUCUUAAAAAUUCUUUGUUUCAGAAGUAUGAACAAAAACCUGGCCAACUUUAUAUUGAAGAAAAGGUGAACACCACGUAUUCAUGGUAAGGAAGAUGUGGUGGUGAGUGUGUUUGGGAUUAAAGCAAUGUUUAUGAAAAUUCACUUUAGUUAUUGACUCACUUUCAUACGUAAGAAUCAUUUGGAAAACACCAUCUUCUCUUUAAAAUCAUCCAAGUUAUCUUCCAGACAAAGCAAACACACUGCCCAGUAGGUAAUUCAGGAAUUAUGUAAACUCAAACACAAUUGAACUUUGCAUUUAUCACAAAGACAACAACUUGGAGUUCCCAUUGAUAGACUCAAUGUAUAAUGAUUUGCAAUGAGGCAUCAAAGCUAGUUGAUGACAAGAAGAGAUUUAUUAUUGGCUAGAACUAGUUACCUUCUGCCUAAUAAAAUUAACCCUUCCUAGAAAUUGCAUAGCAAACUACAAUUACACAUUUUGACUAAGACAUUUGCAAUGCAUCCAAAAAAGCAGUCAUUUAUUUGCAAAGGAUGAUAUAAGGUUAUUUCCUUAAUUAUACCCUAACAUCUAGGAUCAUUCUGACCUAUCCCUCUCCCACACAGCCUCUGCUAAUGACAUACACUUCAUAUGUCAACCACUUAACUAAACCUGUUCACUGUUUUCCUCUCCUUCCUAAAAGGGGACAUAAAAAAGUUAAGAGAAGUGAAGAUACUUCUCUUCUGUAGGGUGCUACCCCCCAAAAAAUGCAUACUGAAAUGUAUUCGGAAAUGUUCCCAUUACAACUUUUUCAGGAUACUAGAGUGCUCAUGAGUCCUAAGGUGAUUAUGACCACAUCUUGGGUGGUUGAAUUCAUUUUAUCCAGUGAUGAUGAUCUAAGGUGAAAGAUAGCACGUCACAAGAAUAUACGUGCUAUGAACUAAAUGUUGCAUUUCAGGUGACUAAGUAUUAGAACAUAACCACUUAGAGUCAAUGUGGACUUUAAAGUUGAAGAAACAUUAAAUGAAGAGAGCUUUGUUAAAGGGAAUAUUAUUUCUAUUUCAAGUUGCUCCCCUAGGGGGCAGCUAGGUGGCACAGUGGAUAAAGCACUGGCCCUGGAUUCAGGAGUACCUGAGUUCAAAUCCAGCCUCAGACACUUGACACUUACUAGCUGUGUGGCCCUGGGCAAGUCACUUAACCCCCAUUGCCCCACAAAAAAAAAAAAUUUAAUUAUCUAUUUCACAUUAUUCACAUAAGAAUCAUAUAAGUACAAUGCAACAAGGAUGACUAUUUUCUAAUAGUUUAUCAAAAGAAUAAAGCAGUUACAUUCAUCAGUGUACCCUUUUAAAAAAUGUCCACUCUGGGCUCUCUCACUUUAAAUCAGGAAAACCACAUUUUAAAAAUAGUCUUAAAUUUAGAAUUUAAAAAUUUGACCUGUUUUAAAGGUAUCGUUUUGCUGAUGACAAAUAAUGCCAGAUAAUAUGCCCCAUGUGAAAAAUAUUUCCAGCAUCUCAUAACCUCUAUUCAUCACGCACCUUACACCCAAUUCUUUGCCUCAUUAGGCUUCUCUCCAAGAAGAUUUGGUCAGAGAAAGGCCCAAACCAUCAUUGAAUACCAAAAUUAUUUUCUCAUUUCCCUUGACCUCUCCAUAUCUCCUUCUGAUAUCAGCAGGCAUAAAAGAAAAUUAUACCAAUAUCUCCAGAUAUUUUGAUCCUGGGGAAUUGCCAUGAAUCUUAAGUGAACAGGAAAGUUGAGUUCACCUCUAUCAGCAUCAUCAGUUCACCUUCAUCAAGUCACUUUUGCAUAGAGGAGACACAAAGGCAUCCAAAACACAAUUCUUAUACUUGAGGAAUUAAUAACCUAGUUGGGAACCCAGACCAUGAGCAACUGCAGAAAGUUAAUAUUGUAGGUAAGUGACAAAUGAAUGGUUUAAAAAAAUCCUUGGUUUCUCAAGGUUGUGGACUCGAAAACUCCCAAAUGUUUUCUAAAGGCCAUUGUCAAUGAAUUUCCCAUUAGCAAUGUGUUGUUUCACGGAGAAAGGAGGAUGGAACUCCCUAUCCCCUAUGCACCCUUGAAGAAGAGGGUCCAACUCUAGUACCUAAUCUCACCUUACUACUUUAUAACCUACAAAACUCAUUGAUGUAUGAAAUGUCCCAGUUGACAAAACCAAGUAUUUGGGGUUUUUUUUUAUCAUUUUGCCUAAGAAUACCAUGGCAUGUAACAAAGAGGCCUUUAAAGAUUUCAAAAAUGGAGGAAGACAGUCUUUUCGUCUAAUCGCGAAAGUCAGAGAGGAAGGUUUAUGAUGUUUAACCUGAGAAUCCAGGUUUUUCAAAGCUUGGUUUGGUUUGUGCAUGUAAAUCAGUGCCAUUCUAAGGCUAUACCUAUAAUUAGCACAUUCACUUAAGCCAGAAGCAACACAGGUCAACAAGUUGGAACAGAUUUAUUACUCUCAGUCGAAACUCAUGAUAAUAUUCAAUCCAACAUUUAUUAAGUGUCUCAUUAAAUACAAAGCAACCAUGAAGGGACUUCACUUAAAACCUUCAUCUGAUGCUUCCUCCAGUUAUGUAAGUAACCCUGGGCUCUUGAAAGCUGUGCCAGCUGAGUUCAAACCCUGUCAGGUCCAACCAAGCUUUAAAGGCUCAGACCACAGACCUGAUGAAGGUUCUUGUGAUGGCUGGUCUAGUUAAAUACAGUGUGACUCAUGCCAGAAGGAUAUCCCAAACAGGGAUGAAUUUUAUUCCCACCGCGACAGCUCAUGAAAUCUUCUAAAAAGGCCAGGAAGGACUACAGUCUGCAUUAGGGGAUAGCUUGAUAAUGAAAUCACAGACCUAUUGAAGUAUGUACAAAAGGAGGCACUGAGGUGUUGUGAAAAGAGUAGUAGAGGCAGAGGACCUGAGUUCAAGUCCUACCCAGGCUUGUUUUCAAGAAAAUCACUCAAUCUCCUUGGGACCUAAUUUCUUCCCCUGUAAAAUGAGGUCAUUGGGCUAGAUGACCUCUCAGGUCUCUUCCGGCUCUUGAUCUGUAAUUCUCCUGAGCUGAUGGGAAUACAUUUUUUUAUUGUUGCCUUGCAUGUCUUCAAGUCAGCCCAUCAAUUGCUCAAAAGAAAAGAAAGCCACUUAGAAAGCAGAGGUGUACUGGGUGGGAAAACUUGCUCAGAAUUAUUCUCCCAUUAACAUUGAAGGGAUGCAAUCAAUCAGCACCUCCAUCAUCAUCAUCAUGCUCAUCCUUUGCUGGGAUCCUAUCCAUAAGCUUAUGAUGAGCACACAUCCAACAGGAAGAGGCACUGACCAUUCGGGCAUUAAGCAAAUAGUAAGCCCUUGGGAGUGAACAUCUGUUGAGCACGAACUGUCUGCACACAGAACACUCAAUGGGGCCCAUGUUUGGUCCUUGCUUUAGCUAAGCUAGGUCAAACAAUGGGGCAAAAGAAUAUCAGAAGGGAUAGACAACGUAACUCAGGGGAAAGACAACAGGGUAUCAAAAUCCAAACUUGCAGUAGAUCACCAAAAACAAGGAAUAUGCUUAAUUUCCUUUGCCUCAUCUGUUCCAUUCUCUCUUCCUACCAAUUUUUUUUUCUCCCUCUCCUUCCAAAAUUACAACUCACUCUUAAUGUGCCUAGGUCCAAAUGGCCAAAUUAAGCCCUGUUAGCCCCACAAAAGAUCUGGAUUCUAAUUGGAACCUUUUCGGGUUGUCCUCCUUCUUCAGUGACAAAAACAUUUUCCCAAAUGAAUGCAAUAAUGUGGACAUUUAAUUGCAUAUUCUUGCUUAGUAGAUUGCAAAAGUACACUAGCAGCCAGGAAGUUUGUACCAGAUACAAGCAAACUAGCCAACAGGAACUCAGGGGGCACCUUAUCCUAACCUUUAAAAGUCUUUCCAUGGAAUAAGGAAAAACAAACCAGAACCAAAAGGAUAUAUCCCACUGAUUUGGGAUGCCAAUAUCACUAAAACAUUCUUUUCAGUAUUGAAGGCAGCUUCCAUGGCUACCUUCUGACCCAACCAGAAGAAGACUUAGAGAGUCAGAAUCCUAGCUUCUUCUCUGUCACCAGUGUGCUAUGUGACCUUAACUAAGUCUCCAUUCCCAUCUUUUUUAGCUAGAGCAGAUUUUACCUACCUCCCAGGGGAAUUGUGAGGUGUCUUUGCAUCUUGACUACAAGGCUUUUACAAAUUUCUAGUCAAGUACGCCAAGUGGAAGGCAGCCUCCUCCCUCUCUGGUGAUAGGUCAAGAGGUAACUGAUGGGACAUGGCUAAGCAUCUGCUGAAUAUUGAAUCCAGUAAAGAUCACAGGAGCAAAGCUGAGCCAGAGCCAAGAUAUUCUCCCAUGAGAGCUGGAGAAGUUAAAUCUUCUGUGAGGCGAAUAAGGCCCUUCACUGAAAACCCAGACUAGGACUGCUACUGCUUAUCCUCCCUAUUCAUGCCAGGUUCCCUCACUUUGUAUUUGGCUGUCCUGACAUGCAACCUUUCAGAAGAAUCUGUAUAAAAUAAUGCAACAUUUUAGCUUAGCCUGGAGCUUCUCUGACAUGCAGGGCUACUUCCAACUAUCCUCUUAGGUAUAUUGCUUUCACAGCCACAGCUAUGGAAUUUCAGAACUUUUUUCCCAACCAAGCCUGAGGAAAGGGUGCUGACCAUUACUCCUACUUGUUACAGACAGGCCAAAGAAUGUGGUAUUUCCAGUUUGACAUUUAGGUAAAAGUUCCCCUUAGAAGCAAAUUCACUCAGUUCAUCUACAUCUCAAAACUGACAAAAUCUCAGUUAAUCUGCAGAUUACCCAGAAUCUAGCUCUGGGAAAACAGGGAGGUCUCUUUUCUCAGUUUCAGCUCAGUUUCCCAAGGUUUCAACUCAAAGCAUCACCAUUCCCAAGUUCCAUUUGGUUAGGAAGAUUUUAUUUUCAUUUUUUUUUGUAAUAAGCAUGGUGACAGCAGGGGUUACAAUUUUGGAAAGCUGAGCUAAAUUCUAGUUCUGAAAAAAAAAAAAGGCAGGCAAUUGGGGGGGGUUCCAUCCUAAUGAAAUAGCACACAAUUGCACCCUCUAAAAGCAACAGCAUGUAAACUAGAAGGAAAGAAGGACAUUAUGUAUGUUAUAUUAUGCCUGAUAUUCUUUGUGAAUGUCUUUCAUUUUAACUAAGAUUCUAUUAGAAACCAGAUUGAUAAAUAAAAAAUUCAAAAUAGUUUUAAUUAUCC